Messenger RNA from Fundulus heteroclitus (mummichog), 2505 nucleotides. Its product is annotated as gastrula zinc finger protein XlCGF26.1. Bases 471 to 2018 code for a protein of 515 amino acids. NCBI's taxonomy places the organism in Eukaryota, Metazoa, Chordata, Actinopteri, Cyprinodontiformes, Fundulidae. The transcript has 2 exons. Gene Ontology annotation, cellular component: nucleus. The record is from RefSeq and is a predicted model, not a curated record.
ACCGGAUGUGACAUUGUCUACGUCAGCAGGCUGUUCCCGACAGAAAAAAACCCAAACAAAACCGUUUGGUGUGUCGUAGAUUAUUGACGCGGCUGUGAGGGUUUCACUCCUACAUGUUUGUUUUCAGCCAUUGUCUUGUCUUGCCAUAUUUUUCUGUACAGAAUGUAAUUAGCUUUCAUUAGCAAAGGGUUAGCCUCCGUGGAGCUACAGCACCUAACAGCGGGGAGUUAAUCAGCGUUGACGCUUUUAAAAGUUCGUGGUUUAGAGCUGCAAGACGAGUUCUAGAGAGGAGACACAGCUUCUGGCCAAGGUGUCUGCAGCAUCGCUCCAGCUCUGCAUUUGAUCAGAGGAUGAUUUACGUCUGGCUCCAGCGUCGUAUAACAGAAGAUACGGGUUAUACCGCUGAACCCUUGACCUACUUGAAGAUGUGAAGGUUGCAAAGCAGCAGGAUUGUUAAGAGGAGAAUCCCAAUGUUCCCUGUCCAACAGAACUCCAGUUUGGACCAGCAGAGUCUUCUCAAGAUAAAGGAGGAAGAGGAGGAGCAGUGGAUCACUCAUGCAGGAGAACAGCCUACUGUUAGGGAGGAAGAAGAAGAGAAACCUCAGUUAUCAGAGCUUCAUCACCUCAAAACUGAAGACAACAAAGAGAAUGAAGCUUCAACCAGCAGCUUAGCUGAACAGGAAACCGAACCUGAUGAAGAGGACUGUGGGGGACCAGAACCAGAUCUGAAAUACUGCAUUCAGCUAGAUGCUGAUGAAAUUGCUACAGAUUCCUCUGCAACUGAAGUCAGUGAUGAUGACUGGCAAGGUCCUUUAUCAGGUUCUGAAAUGGAAACUAAAAAUAGUUUUAAUAUUAAGGAGGGCCCCGAACCUCAGUCAGAGUCUGGUAAACCAUCUGUCUACAAGCUCUCUCUUCAGAUGGAAAAAAGCUCUUCCAUCUGUUUGGUUAAAAACAAAUGUCUUGAAGUUGAAGACAGAGUGGAUUCUCGUUCAGUUCAGGCUGGUCACAAACGUUUUGCUUGUGAUAUUUGUGGAAGACAUUUUAACCAAAAGGAAAAUCUGGAGACACACAUGAUGGAUCACAAGCAAGAAAAAACAUUUACCUGUGAAGAAUGCGGUAAAAACUUCAAAAGACAUUUACAGCUUACAAAUCACCUUAGAAUUCACAGAGGUGAGAAGCCUUUUGGUUGUGAUUUUUGUGGUAGGGGAUUCAUGGUAAAUAGUGCCCUUCAAGCACACAAGAGAAUCCACUUAGGAGAGAAACCGUUUGGUUGUGACGUUUGCGGUAAAUCAUUUCAUUUAAGGAGGAUUCUGAAAAUGCACAUGAAAGUUCACUCAGUAGAAAAACCAUUUAAUUGUACAAUGUGUGAAAAACGAUUCAAAUGUCCAUAUAUUCUUAAAAAACAUUUGAGCCUCCACUCUGGACUGAAGCCCUUUGUUUGUGGUGUUUGUAGUAAAGCCUUUUCACAAGAAGAAACCUUAAAGACACACAUGGUUGUUCACACCACAGAGAAACCAUACUUGUGUGAUAUUUGUGGUAAAAGUUUCAAAUAUAUGUCCUAUGCUCGUAAACACAAACUAUUUCACAGUGGUGAGAGUGGACAUAGCUGUGAUGUUUGUGGUAAAACAUUUAUUUUAAAGCCUGCACUCAUGUCACACAUGAGGAGUCAUACAGGGGAGAAACCGUUUUCCUGUGAUGAUUGUGGAAGAAAGUUUCAUGUUAAGGCAAACCUUAAACAGCACAUGAGGGUCCAUUCAGGUGAGCGGCCAUUUGCUUGUGAUAUCUGUGGUAAAAGAUUUAAUAGAAAAACACAUCUUAAAGUCCACGCAAGGAUACAUUCUGGAGAAAAACCAUUUUUGUGCAAUAUUUGUGAAGAAAGAUUUCGAUUUCAGAACAAUCUCAAAACACACAUGAGAGUCCACACAGGAGAGAGGCCUUAUGUUUGUAACAUUUGUAGUAAAGGAUUUUCACGACAAGAGCAUCUGAACAAACACAUUGUUGUUCACACACCAGAAUAACCUUUCAGUUUUAGUCAUUGUGGUCAAAGCUGGAUAGUUCCUUAAACUGGAAGUUUAAAAUGUAGAACGUGCUCCGUUAAAACUUAAAUGAUGCAGGAAACAUGAUGCAUAACUGAUCAGCAUAAUAAAGGGUUUUCUACACAGGGUCAUCAUUAAUCAACCUUAGGACAGCUUUCUAGGAAGUCUUAGGCUUAUAUGACAAGCAUAAUUUUAAAAAAUAUGUUACCAUUUUACAUAUUCAUAUGCAUUUAUAUGCACAUUCAUGUGCACACCAGUUUGGAAAAAAUAGCAUACCUUACAAGAGCUUGAUUUGUUUUUUAAACAUAUAUUGCCAUGGAUAUUUAUUAUUAGUUUUAAUAAAUAGCAGAAGCUCAAGUUGAAUAGAUCAACAAUAUAAACUGAAGGAAAUACUGUCAAAAAAUCUGGAAAAAGUCUUAAAGCAUACACUUUUUGUUAUCACAUCUGGUGCACAUGUUUCUGACAUUAG